CUCACUUCAACCAGGAUUCUACACACGGCUUUCCAACCAAUUGCCUCAUCCUGCCUGUGCAUUAGCCUGAACUUGAAGAUGCCUCAGUUGCUUGGAAACAUCGAUGGGAUCAUCCAGGCCUUCACCCGUUAUGCCAAAACUGAGGGUGAUUGUACCACACUUACCCGUGGGGAGCUCAAAAAGCUCUUGGAGCAGGAGCUUGCUGAUGUCAUUGUGAAACCCCACGAUCCUGCCACAGUAGACCAAGUUUUCCGCCUACUGGAUGAAGAUUCCAAGGGGACUGUGGAUUUUAAAGAAUUUCUUCUGUUGGUAUUUAAAGUGACACAGGCUUGCUACAAGACACUAAAUGAAAGUCCUGAAGGAGCUUGUGGAACUCAAGAGCCAGAAAGUCAGCACCCUGGGAGCACUCAGCAGAUGAGAGAUGAUCACACCAGCACAGGAAGAGUUGAGAGAGAACAAGACCAUAAUAGGAAUAGAGAAGAAGAGCGGACAUUUCCAGGACAAAAUAGAAACAACCUGACCACAAGGACUCAGACUCGGGGACAAGACUUUACUUCUGCUGAAGUAUGUGGUCAGGAGAGGCAGCCUGAAACCCAGGAACAGGAGAGAGGAAUCCAGCAGAUUAGAGACAAAACUGAAGGGCAGAGGCAGACUGAAGCGGGUACCAGGCAGACCAGGGAACAAGGCAGGACCCAUCAGACAAAUGAGACUGUAACUGGAGGUCAGUCUCAGAUUCACACUGGUACCACUCAGAUCAGAGAACAAGGCAGGACCCAUCAGACAAGUGAUACCCUGACUGGGGGUCAAUCUCAGACUCACACUGGCACCACUCAAAGAGAACAAGGCAGGACCCAUCAGACAAGUGAUACCCUGACUGGGGGUCAAUCUCAGACUCACACUGGUACCACUCAGACCAGAGAACAAGGCAGGACCCAUCAGACAAGUGAUACCCUGACUGGAGAUCAAUCUCAGACUCACACUGGCACCACUCAGACCAGAGAACAAGGCAGGACCCAUCAGACAAGUGAUACCCUGACUGGGGGUCAAUCUCAGACUCACACUGGUACCACUCAGACCAGAGGACAAGGCAGGACCCAUCAGACAAGUGAUACCCUGACUGGGGGUCAAUCUCAGACUCACACUGGCACCACUCAGACCAGAGAACAAGGCAGGACCCAUCAGACAAGUGAUACCCUGACUGGGGGUCAAUCUCAGACUCACACUGGCACCACUCAGACCAGAGAACAAGGCAGGACCCAUCAGACAAGUGAUACCCUGACUGGGGGUCAAUCUCAGACUCACACUGGCACCACUCAGACCAGAGAACAAGACAGGACCCAUCAGACAAGUGAUACCCUGACUGGGGGUCAAUCUCAGACUCACACUGGUACCACUCAGACCAGAGAACAAGGCAGGACCCAUCAGACAAAUGAGACUGUAACUGGAGGUCAGUCUCAGAUUCACACUGGUACCACUCAGAUCAGAGAACAAGGCAGGACCCAUCAGACAAGUGAUACCCUGACUGGGGGUCAAUCUCAGACUCACACUGGCACCACUCAGACCAGAGAACAAGGCAGGACCCAUCAGACAAGUGAUACCCUGACUGGGGGUCAAUCUCAGACUCACACUGGUACCACUCAGACCAGAGAACAAGGCAGGACCCAUCAGACAAGUGAUACCCUGACUGGAGAUCAAUCUCAGAUUCGUAUUCAUAUUUCUCACUCUGGGAAACAGGAUCAGAGCCAUCAUAAAAAUGAGUGGAUGACUGGAGGUCAGUCUCAGGUUCACACUGGCACCUCUCAGGUAAGAGAACCAGGCAGGACCCAUCAGUCAAAUGAGUCUAUGAUUGGAGGUCAGUCUCAGACAGGGAUCACUCAGAAUAGAAACCAUGAGACAGGGUAUACUGUCAAGGAACAGUUGGAAACUGGCUAUGGCUACUCUAGAGGAACAGAGACCCAAGGACAGAACCAGAUAACAAGAGGAACGGUAGUAGGGGGACAGACUCAAACUCAAGCAGGGGAAUGGGACCAGACUCAGGCAGGAAGUAGUCAGGGAUGGAGCCAAGAAAGGAGCCAACAAACAAGAGGUCAAGGUCACAGCCAGAUGGGGAGCUCUUUGUCUGGGAGACAGGACUACAGUGGAAGUCAGACAAGUUGCAGCAUGACAGGAGGGUUACUAGAGAGUGAUGACUGUCAGACCCAAGAAUCCACUAUUGGAGGACAGGACUGGAACAGACAGCAGACGAGGGAGACAGUGGUUGAACAGCAGGAUCAGAGAAAUCUACAUGCAAGCGAAUCAGAAAUUCAUGGGCAGAAAACCACUCAGCUUGGAGGAGCAAGCCAGGCUCAGGGAGGAAAGCUAGGUCUCAAUGCCCAGAGCCUCUACUCCUACUUCAAAGAUAACAAGCCAUGAACAUCAACUCCUUGAUUCCCAAUGCCCAGGAACAAGAACAGCACAGCUUGGGAGGCAUUGAACAAUUCUACCUUUCUUGGUCAGAUCAGACAAUAAAUCAGUCUGUAAUCCACCUGCAUUCCAGUUGGGUCUUGAUUAGGCCUUUUCUCCACGUUGCUUUGGGUAAGCCCAUCCUUGUCUUUCUAGCUAUCUUUUGUCAUAUGAAUCAGGGGUACUUGGGUUAAACAUGGUAGACAAUUCCCUUCAUUCUGUCCUCAAAGUGAAGUUCUCAUUUUCAACUUUGCCACCCUGUGUUACUAGAAUGUAUCUUCCAAUGCAUUAUUAAAA
Sarcophilus harrisii (Tasmanian devil) is the source of this 2739-nucleotide messenger RNA. RefSeq names its product cornulin. Gene Ontology annotation, biological process: positive regulation of cell cycle G1/S phase transition; regulation of phosphatidylinositol 3-kinase/protein kinase B signal transduction; cellular response to cytokine stimulus. The record is from RefSeq and is a predicted model, not a curated record. Gene Ontology annotation, cellular component: cytoplasm. Lineage: Eukaryota; Metazoa; Chordata; Mammalia; Dasyuromorphia; Dasyuridae. Gene Ontology annotation, molecular function: transition metal ion binding; calcium ion binding.